Molecule: messenger RNA, 478 nt
Organism: Leptosomus discolor (cuckoo roller)
Lineage: Eukaryota; Metazoa; Chordata; Aves; Leptosomiformes; Leptosomidae
Source: RefSeq, a predicted model, not a curated record
AUGAGAGUGGUACAGCCAAACGCUUGCUGUCCAAUCAAGAAUCCUCCAGCACCAAGAAAGGCUUCCAAGACAUAUCUCGCACUCAUACAGGGGUACAACUGCUCUUUUAUCGAGAAGGACCUUCACGCCCAGCAGGCUGGAUACCAACCCGCUGGUGUGUACAGUGUGGAUUCAGAGCAACUGGUUAACACGGCUGAUGACAAAGAAAUACAGCAGCUGAUUAAGAUACCAUCACUCUUUACUGGGCAAUCGGCCUCCCUCCACUUCUGGUACAAGAGGGCUCACGAGACAAAGCUGCAUAUAUACAAGCAGGGAGACAAACACAAGACCCGUGGAAUCUGCGUAGCGGAGUACAAGGAAGGGGACUGCCUGAAGAUCCUGUCCUGUUCCCACGCUUGCCACAGUCCCUCCAUUGACACCUGGUUCCACACCCAGCCCAGGAACAAGGAAGGAGCCACGUCCCUUCUGCCAGCAGCUG